UAGAAGCCAGCGGCGCGCCUCCCUCUCCAGUGUUACGUUUCUUUGGAAGAACUGCUCCGACCGGACUUUCCUCUCCAAGUUGGCCAGGAAGACCAGAAAGUCAGUCUUGGUUGGGACGACUUCUCCGCGCACGCCGACGCCGACGCCGAAACCCUCCCUGCGCGUUCCGGGGCGCAAAGUUCCGCGGCUGCCGUCUGUUUUUUUUAAGCGUAAUCGGACCUUUCCACAGUUCUACUCGAGAUGUCUUACAACACCAACCAGAAGACGACCACCCGGACCUACAGGACGGUGAACGUGGCCCCCCAGGAGCAGGUGACCACGGCGGUGGCCCCCCUCUCCCCCGUGACGCAGGUGUCCGCGGUGCCGUACGCCAUGAACGGCUCGUACGAGACGAUGCGCUACCUGAUGCCGGUGCAGCAGGCCGCGCAGCAGCCCUCCCUCGUCCUCAUGCAGCAGCCCAUGAUGCAGCAGCCCAUGAUCACGCAGUCCAUGAUCCAGCAGCCCAUGAUGCAGCAGAUGAUGUACGUGCAGACCCUGCCGCGCGUCAGCAUCGGGAGCCAGGGCUCCGAGGUGCUGUACCACAUGCAGAACGCGGUGGAGAGUGUCAGUGAGAAAUCCUCCUCAGUGUUCAGCCAGUCUUCCAGUCCCAUGAAGAGUCCCGUGCCCGCUUUCGAGGAGGAGGAAGAAGUGGAAGAAGAAGUGGAAGAAGAAGAGGAAGAGGUGGAUGGAGAAGUGGAGAUUGAAGAGGUGGAGAUAGUUAACGUCAUACAGCAAAAGCCGUCACAAACGUUUGAGAGGGUGGUGGAGAUAGAGAACCAUCGGCGGGAUCUGCACGAUGUGACUAAAAUGGACACGCGUUACUUUGGCGAGCUGCUGGCCGACGUCUACAGGAAGAACUGCGACAUCCACUCCUGCAUCUCCGAGCACGUGUCCAGGAUCCGUGGACAGAAACACCUACUGGAUAGCAACAAUGACUACAAGGUGGAAAAAGAAGAUGUGGAGGGCUUGAUUCCGAAAGGAGCUUCCGAACUGACAAAACAACAAAUACGCUAUCUGCUACAGACUCGCCUCACUGCGGAUAAGAGCAUGCGGCUCCUGCUCUCCACCUUCCACAGCCUGAGGGAGGAGCUCCUGCAGAUGUCUGAGGACCUGCGGCGCCUGGAGAGUGACAAGGAGUCCCUGGAGAGGGAUUUAACUUUCAAAGCGGACCAGGCAAAGCAGUAUGACAGCCUCCUGGAGGCGGUCAGGGACAACAACAGGCAGCUGCAGUUGUCUCUGAAGGAGGCCGUUUCUACCCAGCGUUCUCUGGAGAACCAGCUACUGAGUGGACGGAACACCGACUCCAAACGCGAGUUCAAGAUCAAGGAACUGGAGGGACGGAUGAGAGCAAUGGAGAAGGAGAAUGAAAUGCUUCGACAGAAGCUGUCUGGCCAGAGCAGUAGCACCACCCUGCACAUAAAAACAGAGGAGCUGUCCCGCCAGUACAACGAGCAGCUCAACGCCAUGCAGCAGGAGAAAGACCAGGAGAUCCAGAGGCUGCGGUCCCAGAUAAUCAAGAUUCAGAGUGAGGUCAGCAUCACAAAGACCUCCUCCGCUGAGAAGAGUCUUCAGCUGAAGAUCUCCGAGCUGCUUUCCACGUUGGAAAAGAGGCAGACCACCAUCACGCGACAGGAAGAGGAGAUCAGGAGGCUGAUGACGGAGAGGAGCGACAGCUCCAAAAACGUCACCAAGACCAUCAUCACCAAGAGGUACAGAAACCAGUAUCCCAUCCUCGGCCUGCUGGGCGAUGACUACCAGGCCACUUCACCGGUUAAAGAAGCGAAGACCAUUGUCAUCGAGAGAACCGGAGAGAUCAUCAAACAGGAAAUCAUUACAACCCCCUAAAAGACACUGCUUCUCUCUGACAGGACGAGUAAAAAGCAAGAAGACCCUGA
Menidia menidia (Atlantic silverside) is the source of this 1934-nucleotide messenger RNA. NCBI's taxonomy places the organism in Eukaryota, Metazoa, Chordata, Actinopteri, Atheriniformes, Atherinopsidae. The record is from the annotation of a GenBank genome assembly.